Messenger RNA from Macrosteles quadrilineatus (aster leafhopper), 3900 nucleotides. RefSeq names its product palmitoyltransferase ZDHHC23-like. The record is from RefSeq and is a predicted model, not a curated record. Gene Ontology annotation, cellular component: endoplasmic reticulum; Golgi apparatus. The transcript has 6 exons. Gene Ontology annotation, molecular function: protein-cysteine S-palmitoyltransferase activity. Gene Ontology annotation, biological process: peptidyl-L-cysteine S-palmitoylation; protein targeting to membrane. The coding region runs from base 102 to 1202 and encodes 366 amino acids. Lineage: Eukaryota; Metazoa; Arthropoda; Insecta; Hemiptera; Cicadellidae.
UAAUUUUAAAACAUUUGUUACCCUGAGGAAUUAUAUAUAAUUUUUAAAAUUAAGAACAGAAACGAAAUAUGUCUAGCUCUCCGUAAUUUUAGUUGGAUUCUAUGGAUGACGAAGAGAGAUCAUUAAACUUGUGUUGUUGUGAAUAUAUUGAUGCAAAUGAUGAAAGAAAUCACAUAUUAGGGUGCUGCUGCAACUGCUCUGAGCUAGACAUGUGUAUUGAUAAGUUAUUUAAGUGUCAAGGUAUGGCCCCUAGAACAUUUGCUCGUCUCUUUUCUGUGCUGCAAGACAGAUUCCGCAUCCCAUGGCGGGGAGGUGCCCGACAGCUCAAUAUUGACUCGAUCAUCCCUAUCAUUCUGCUCCCGGCUCUAGGCUACAUAGCUGCUCAAGGAGUGUGGAUAUCCGUCGUAGUAUUUACAUCGCUUCCGAUAUUUCUCAUCUACACACAUUACAUAUUCAUGAGAAUUUCUUCUCAGACAAAGUUCUUCUACGUUUGGACUCUAGUGUCAGUGAUACUGAUUGUGAGUGUGUUUGAGGUGCCCGUGGUGGUCACUUUAGACAUUCAGCCGGAAGAACACAAGAUGUUUUUAUUAUUUACAAUCUUGAUGGUCUUUUGUGGUGUAAAAACUCGACUAACUGCUGAACAGUCGCAUGUCAAAGGUGAUGUUAAGAUAGAUGAGAGUUUACUAGAGUGCGCAGUGUGUCACAAAAGCGUUCUGCCGAGAACGUUUCACUGCUGCAUUUGUCGGACGUGUAUCAUCAAGAGAGAUCAGCACUGUGCCUGGUUAGACUGCUGCAUCGGGGAGAGCAAUUAUCGCUGGUUCAUGGCUACAUUGGUGACUGCAGUGUGUCAGCUAGCUCUGUGUUCUAAUCUCAUCCUCACCACGGCCUGUCAUCCGUUCACAGUGUUUGCAACGAUCAUGCUUCCAGACGACUGCAGCGACGUUUACUUUGACAUUCUAUAUGCCACCAUUUUUGUGACAGCCCUGUAUGCCAUCCUUGCCUUGUUGUUCCUGAUUGUUCUUCUUCUUCACGAGUGUUGGCUCAUUUCCCUCGGGAUGACGGGUCACGAGUGGCGCAAUGUCUCUGACAGAGUUUGCUGUGGUGUCCGUUCCAACAGGCCAUACAGUAAAGGUUUCUUACGCAACUGGACUGAUUUCUUUUUAGGUUCUCGCUCAAAACAAAUGUCAACAAUGAUCAUAUGAAGAAGGAAUAUCGUGAGGAAAUCCCUCAACGUAAGACUCUUAAGAAAUGUUCACAUAUGACUUCUAAAGUCAUCGCUACACAUCAUUCUAGUCGACUGUUUGUCAGUAUGAAUUGUUGGGUAACUUGUUAUGUUACAUUUUAUAGCGUUAUGUAUUCGUUUAAGUUUUUGCUUUUGCAUAUAUUUGCAAUGAUUACAUUUAGAGGUGGAAGAUAAAUACUACAGAGAAUUAAGGUACUGAGGUCACCGUGUUGUGCAUGUGCAUACGUACACGCUAGGGCUAUAUACUUGUGUCAAGCAAUGAAGAGCCUGAGUGGCAAUCACUCUGCGGAAGUUCCUAUUGCACAGGACACAGGGUCUUCCUUCAGCAGGAGCGUUUUAUUACGUGAUGAGGAGGGGGGUCAGGAGAAGCUACGGUGUGCGGUGUUGGACUUUACCCUAGUCACCAGUGACUAGUGCUAGACACCACAAGUGCACCAUUGAAUGCACCUCUGUACCUUACUUCUCUGUCUGAACACUUUAAAGAUAAUUAAUGAUUGUACCAUCAAACUAUUUUGACCAAAGAUACUGCUAUGGCUAAAAAUGUAUCCUUAUCCUAGUUUAUAUGUAAUCGUUUAGGUUUAUGCCUCUUAAGUGACUUUGUCAGAAUUUGCUCUGAUGUGGAGUUUCUUGGUUAUAGACUGUUGAGAUUUAUAAUAGAUAUAAUUUUCAGGAGCGAUAGUCACAAGGUGGCUGGGAAAACUAGAUUUGAGUUGGGUAUUUGUAUUAAAGACUGGGAAUGGAUAGGGUAUUGAACAUUAAAUUAGCAAUUACAUAUUAUUAUUGUGGUUAAUAACUAUAACUAAUAACUGUUUACCAGUUUACUAUGCCAUAAUGUGCACAUAUAGCAAUCGAUAGUCUAUAAACUGAUUGAUUUGAACCCCUUACAGUCAAAAAGUACUUAAUAAGACACAUAAUUUGACUUGUUUAGCUCAUAGGUUCAUUAUUGUACAGUAUUAUUUUUUGUAAUACACUACAAUACAUGGUCCCACAAGAGUCAGACAGUCAAGAGUAAAAUAUAGUUGGACCGCUUAGAAAACGACCUGCGCGCUAAUGCUAAACCAAUGCUACAGGAGGUCGCUUUCUAAGCGGCCGAACUAUAAUAAAGCAUGCUAUCUUGUACCUUGAACUGGGUUUUUGGUAGUUGAUGAAAACAAAUUACCAACAUUUAAAACAGCAUAUUUCUGAUGAUUUGAAAAUUUAAAACCUUAAAAGUCACGUUAUAGAAAUCAUGGUAGCCUACUCUAUGAAUAAAGGGGUGCAUAAUUCAAAUGCAUUAACCUAAAGUUAUAAUUUCUCUUUUUGAUGCUGACUUCUAUAACAGUUUGAUUUGUUAAAUACAUUCAGCAUUUAUAUUUUAAUUUAUAAUAAAACUAUCAGUUUAUCUUUUAUUUUGUUAAUUAAUUUUGUAUAUAUUUAUAAAUUAAUAUACUGCUUGACUUCAGUUUUGAAGCAAAUAAAUACUCUUACAGCAAUAAGUACCAAAAAAUGUAUAACACGAAUACCGUACUGUAAUGUAACUUUAUUUUUUUACUGUACAUUUUUAAGACCUAGGUUAUUUACUUUAGAAUUAAGUUAUUUAGCUUAACCAUAAUUUAAGAAAAUUUGUAUUAGUAUUUAACGUCCAAUAACACAAGACUGAUUGUUGGUGGCUUAGAUAUUUUUUACAGUGUAUUUAAAUAUUGUGGCAGUAUAGAAUUUUUUCAAAAAUAGCUGGUUAAAUAUAUCAUAAUUUAAUUUUAAAACGCCAUUUCCACAUAUCAUUACUUGAUAUGUUUGGUUAAAUUUAGAUGAAUCAUGGCUUUAAAGUCAAAAUAUUCGGCCCAGAUGUUAAUGGUUGAUUUAUUUAUGUGUGAGAAAUUAAAAUAUUCUUUUCCUGCAAAACUCUCUCUGAGUAAGAAAACCCAAAACCCUUAUCAUUGUGUUUUCAUUCAUUAUGAUUUAAUAAUCACGUAAAAAUUCAUUUGUAAAAUUUAGUAGAUUAUGGAUCUAUGAAAUGUAUUGAUGUUAAUUAAAAUCAUGUAAAUUUUGACUUGUACAGUUACAAGAUAUGAAUUUUCUUAUUGUUAAUGUUAGCUAUUUUUUUUAAGUCUGUUAAACGUUUAGACUAUGUACAAGCACAAGAAUGGAAAAGCGAAUAGGAAUCUAAGUUUUAAAAUUAAGUGGCAACCAAAAAUAUCAGCCUGAUUAAAUAAGAAGUAAUGUCACCUUUAAGUCCUUUUCACAAUGGUUUAUAGCUUUAGAAAUGAGUUAUUUUAUGCAUAGUGAAAGAACAUUUUGUAGACACGUAUCAAUCCUCUUGUUAUUGUUAUUGCAUUGCUUACUAGGUAUCAAUGUCACUACUAGGAUAACAUUUUAAGAACAGCUUGGUUCCUUCUGCUUUUCCGCACAAGUCUUAACUAGGUGUUAAAAAAGUAGGUAAAUCUAUUAUGUAAUUGUGCACAAAUUAGGACAUUGUAUAAGCACAAAAUGGUUAAGCUACAGCAAAACUUGUGCUUUAUUCCUGAAUGAGGAGCUGUGAUUUUAAAAUAUCUUUAGUAAAUAGGCCUAAAGAACUGCAGUAGGGUUUUUAUAAAUGUUUAAAACUCGCUAUUAAUAUAUUUAUUUUGUUAUUUGUGUAGGAAGUGCCUAUAAAAUAUAUUACUUUAAGAAUUUGAUAA